AAUUGGAAGAUCGAGUCCAUAUGAAAUAAGACGUUAAGUUGAACGGUUUACCGUCAAAUGUAAGUAUCUAGUUUACUAUCAAGUGGACUUGAAGAGGAUUUAAGGGGAUAUAGGUGAUUUCGGAAGUGGCGUCUUGUGGAACUUAGGAAAUUUUCAAGAAACUUGUGCAUAGUGAGAUUUCCUUGUUCAGUUUGUCGAGUGUUAAUUGUGAAUAGAUAAUUUUUUAUGAAUGGUGGGAAACCGUGGAAAAUAAGGUCCCUCAAAAAAUGGAUAUAGUGUCGCUAACUGCUAAUAUGUGCAACUAAUGAAAUCAAGUGAUCAAUUAUAUUCAUAUAAGCAAAACAGGAGACAAUCAUUGAACAAGGAGAAGCUGCUGUACUAUCUUUUUUGGGUGAAAUCAUAUACUAUAAGUGUCGUUCACCAACGUGACUCUCGGCUAUGAAACAGCCCGCAGCACCAUCAAGCUAGUAGUUCUACUUUAGUCAUCCUUAAGGUCCGGUAGAUCUCAACGAAAAGGCUUAAUACAACACAAUGCGAGAUAAAAACUAUGCAUGUGGAGUGCGCUUUUGGCAUCCAGAAUGGCUACAAAAAUAUGCUACCACGAAAUGGUUUCUAGGAAUUUAUGGGCUGCUUGGGACCGUUCAAGCAAUGUCCUAUAUGUACUUCAUAGUAACGCUUACCACGAUAGAAAGAAGAUUUCACAUGCCUAGUCAAACAACAGGAAUCGUUCUCAGCGGUAACGAAAUAUCACAAAUCCUUUUAUCACUCAUACUUUCAUAUGUGGGUGGUCAAAGGAAUCGGCCGUUAUGGAUAGCCUGGGGUAUGGUAUUCUGCGGAUUAUCUUGCUUCAUCCUAGCAUUGCCACAUUUACUCUAUGGUCUUGGAGAUGAUGCUUUCCACCUUACCAAAGAAUAUUUUGAUAUUGUCGGAACAAAGGCCCACGUGAUCCUUGGGAAUAGUACCGCAAUUAUCCCAAAAAAAGCAGAAGAUCGCGGAUUAUGCAAAGCGACAGUUGAUGAAGAGGAAUGCGAAAAUAUAGUCAAAAUAGUGCCAUUACUGUUGAUCUUCCUUUCACAAUUCAUCCUGGGUAUUGGUAACACUCUAUACUAUUCUUUAGGACAAACUUAUUUGGAUGAUAAUACGAAGAAAAAGAACACUCCAUUGAUGUUGGCAUAUGCCAUGGCAUUAAGGAUGAUUGGUCCAAUAUUUGGAUUCUUCCUGGGUUACGUUGCCCUCAACAUGUUCAUCGACCCCAGUAAAACUCCUCUCAUCGAUAGAAACGACCCCCGUUGGUUAGGGGCGUGGUGGUUUGGUUGGAUCCUCUUGGGUACAGCUAUGUUGAUGUUCUCUGGACUGAUUGCUCUAUUUCCCAAGAGAUUGCCAAAAGACAAGGCGAUGCUAUAUGAUUCCCAUCAACCGAGGACACUUCUGGCUGAAGAAUCAAAGAACUUGAACGGAGAUCUGGAAAUAGAUACGAGAUCCCCUCCGAAGGACGAUCUGCCAAAAUUAAAAGAUCUCCCCAAAGCGCUUGGUCGUCUCCUGAAAAACCGAUUGAUAAUUUUCAACAAUUUUGCCGCAAUUUUCUACAUCCUAGGAGCAUCAGGUUACAUGACAUUCAUGGCACGCUAUAUGGAAGUUCAAUUCCAUCGAAGUUCACAGAGUGCAACAAUUGUGGUUGGUCCAUUGACGAUAGGAGCUAUGCUUACGGGACUUUUGCUGUCGGGUUGGGUGAUCUCGAAGAAACGACCUAGCGCUAGUAAAGUACUAUUCUGGAAUGUGAUCGUUGCCUGUGUGUACAUGUGUGGACAGUUUUCAUAUAUGUUCUUCUACUGCGGUGAUACCAGGACAAUGAUGCAGAAUGGAGUAUUCAAUCUUACAUCUACCUGUAACCGAGACUGCCAUUGUGAUAAAGCUACAUAUAGUCCUGUUUGUCAUGAGCCCACAGGACGAACGUUCUUCUCCCCCUGUCAUGCUGGCUGCCAAUCAUGGAACAAGGCGGAGAAUACUUAUUCGGACUGCACUUGUGCCCUCCCUGAAUACAGUAACUUACCAACCACCCCACCCAGUUUCGCACAGAUAGGCACCAUACAUCAAGAAAUCAAAACCUUCGCACCAGGAUCCAAGCAAACAACUCCCAAAUUUUUCAACCCAUCAGUUAAACCGACAAGUAGUACCCCAGCUAGUUCCUUCUUUGACACCCUCACAGCUGGGGCGUGCCUGGAAGGAUGCACUUGGGCAUUCUAUGGAUUUACUAUGCUAUCACUGUUGGUCCAUUGGGUUGGAUCUUCCGGACGUAUAGGCAAUGUGUUGGUCAACUAUCGAGCCGUGUCACCAGAGGAUAAAUCAUUUGCUCAAGGAUUGACGUUGAUGAUGUUAAGCCUAUUCGCGAUGAUUCCAGGACCGAUUAUUUUUGGACGUGUCAUUGAUACAACUUGUUUGGUGUGGAAUUAUCAAUGCGGUAAACGAGGAGAUUGUCAAUUGUAUGAUCAAGAGGUUUUCAGAUAUUCCAUGAACGGAUUGUCCUUAGUGUUAACGGGCCUCGGAGCCAUUUUUGAUGUACUCGUUUGGUUCCAUGGACGAAAUUUAGAUCUUUAUGGGGAAGCUGACGAGGCCAGACUCAAAGAAAUGGAAGAAAAGAACAACUCGGACAACACUCGUAAAUUGCCAAUUUCAUGAUCUUCAAUCGAACAAAAAUAGAACGAAGGCCACAGAGAAAGUGAUGAUAUCUAGGAAUUUUAACUAAUUCUUUUUAAUAUCUGAUACUAGGAAUGUAAAUAGAAUGUGCUUCUUGUUAUCUCGUUUUAAGAAAAUAAAUUUAUUCUUUGGUUAAA
This is a messenger RNA of Hermetia illucens (black soldier fly), 2831 nucleotides long. Its product is annotated as solute carrier organic anion transporter family member 74D-like. Gene Ontology annotation, molecular function: protein binding. Gene Ontology annotation, cellular component: membrane. The transcript is spliced from 9 exons. The coding region runs from base 532 to 2676 and encodes 714 amino acids. Gene Ontology annotation, biological process: transmembrane transport; sodium-independent organic anion transport. The record is from RefSeq and is a predicted model, not a curated record. Lineage: Eukaryota; Metazoa; Arthropoda; Insecta; Diptera; Stratiomyidae.